UUGGUCACUGGACCUCGAGUGGAAAGCCGGCCAAAAACCCUCUUCCCCCUCUGCCGUGCACUGAACACACGACUAGCACACGCGGCGACCACCGUGUGGGAGAAGCGCGAUGCCGUCCGCAGUCCCUUCCGCCGCGCUUCUUCUCCUCGUCGUCCUCUCGGCCGAGGGGCAGCCGUUCAAGGGCCUCGUGCCCAAGAACGGGAGCGUGGUCUUGGUCGGCAGCAACGUCACCGCGACGGCCGGCGCGGCAGCGAUGUGCUACCAGACGAGCGCAGUCGAAGAAAAAGCCAAGCAGAACAAGGCGGCCCUCGACGUGGCCCCUCUCGCCGUGUGCCUCGACGACGACCUGUUGCUGCCGGGGGAGCUGCUGCUCAACGGCGCGGGCUCAGUGCCGUCAGCGCGCCAGUCCGCGCCUACACCUGGAGCAUCUCCUGCAGAUGCAGAUAAGAAGGGCUUGAGCGGGCGAGCAAAGGCAUGGUGUUUCUGGGCCCUCGCCGUGGCGGCGACGGCCGUCGUUUUCGUUGUGCGGCCAGAAACGUUCCUGGUCUCGCGCAUCGGCCCCAUCUCCACUGAUGACGACGUGCCAGUGGUCGACGGCGAUGGCGAGCUCUUCGACUGCGCCAUCUGCAUGGAGACGGUGCCCGGCGUCCGCAAGUUCAGCGUCAGCUCGUGCGGCCACGCCUUCUGCUCGGGCUGCGUCGUCCGGUACGUCGCGGCUAAGCUGGGCGAGAACGUGCCUCGCGUCAAAUGCCCCGACCCCGGCUGCGAGGAGGGCGCCGUCGAGCCGGAGAGCUGCUUCGGCGUCAUCUCCUCGGACCUGCUCGACAAGUGGGGUUUCCUGCUGUGCGAGUCCGCGCUCGGCGCCAAAAGAGUGUACUGUCCCUACAGAGAAUGCUCGGCGCCCCUUCUCGCCGACGCUGAGGCCGGCGCGGCGGCGAUCGCGGAGGCCGAGUGCCCGCACUGCCACCGGCUGUUCUGCGCCCGGUGCGCGGCGCCGUGGCACGCCGACGUCGGGUGCAGGGAGUUUCAGGAGCUCGGGCAGGACGAGCGCGGCCGGGAGGACCUCUUGCUGAGGCGGCUCGCCGGACGGCAGAGGUGGCAGCGGUGUCCCAAGUGCAAGAUGUACGUGGAGAAAUCGGAAGGAUGCAACUACAUCAAAUGCAGGUGUGGAUACAGCUUCUGCUACAGAUGUGCAUUCAAGGUGUCCGCGCGAACCCAUUUCUGCAACAAGUGCAAGCGCUAACGAUUUGCUUGCUUAUGCAUCCAAGUUCCAAGGCGGCUUUCACCAAGGCACACAUACUGAGCUCUAUUUAUUAACCAGCUACUAAUGCAUCGCUUCACCUUGGUCAUGUUUAUCUCAAUCGCAAGAUGGAAAUCUAGGCAUGAUAUAGAUACCUUACUUAAUCAGGUUUUACAGAACUGUACUUAAUCAGGUUUUACCGAACUACGAACAUAAUCUUCUUCACUC
Molecule: messenger RNA, 1468 nt
Organism: Triticum aestivum (bread wheat)
Lineage: Eukaryota; Viridiplantae; Streptophyta; Magnoliopsida; Poales; Poaceae
Product: probable E3 ubiquitin-protein ligase RNF144A-B
Exons: 3
Coding region: 110-1243 (377 amino acids)
Biological process (GO): protein ubiquitination
Molecular function (GO): ubiquitin-protein transferase activity; zinc ion binding
Source: RefSeq, a predicted model, not a curated record